Drepanopeziza brunnea f. sp. 'multigermtubi' MB_m1 is the source of this 2796-nucleotide messenger RNA. RefSeq lists its product as uncharacterized. NCBI's taxonomy places the organism in Eukaryota, Fungi, Ascomycota, Leotiomycetes, Helotiales, Drepanopezizaceae. Gene Ontology annotation, cellular component: cytoplasm; nucleus. Gene Ontology annotation, biological process: ribosomal small subunit export from nucleus; protein export from nucleus; ribosomal large subunit export from nucleus. Gene Ontology annotation, molecular function: nuclear export signal receptor activity; small GTPase binding. The record is from RefSeq and is a predicted model, not a curated record.
AUGGCUAUUCUGCGUCUAUUAUCGGAGGAGGUGUUUGACUUCUCGGCGGACCAAAUGACCUCGUCGAAGACGAAGAGCUUGAAGACAACGAUGUGCGCAGAGUUCUCGGCCAUCUUCCAGCUCUGCAACGAAGUUCUUAACAGUGCCACCCAGCCAAGCUUGAUUAAGGCUACCCUCGAGACCCUCCUCCGCUUCUUCAACUGGAUACCCCUUGGCUACAUUUUCGAGACCCCCUUGAUUGAUACCCUACGAACAAGAUUCCUGGAGACGCCCGACUUUCGAAAUAUUACUCUGAAGUGCCUGACAGAAAUUGGUGGCCUGCAGACUGGUCAAGGCAACGCUUACGAUGAGAAAUUGGUUCAUAUGUUCACUGAAGUCUUGACAACAAUUUCGAAAAUCAUCCCACUUGCUAUGGACCUAAAGUCUACUUACAACUCCAGCAACUCCAGGGACCAGGAAUUUAUCCAGAACCUGGCUCUUUUCCUCACGAACUUCUUCAGUGUCCACCUCAGCCUUAUUGAGAACCUUAUAAACCGGGAUUUCCUCACCCACGCCCACUUCUACCUCAUUCGCAUAUCGCAAAUCGAGGACCGAGAGAUUUUCAAGAUCUGCUUGGAAUACUGGACGAAGCUUGUUCAAGAGUUAUACGAUGAGAUGCUGUCUCUUCCCAUGACCGAUGUCAACCCUCUCGUCAAUAUGGGCGUCGGUGGUCUGCAAAGCCCUGGCGCACCAAAUCCAAGCGUACUAGCGAACUACCCCCUUCGGAAACAUAAAUACAACGAAGUGCUCUCUAAUCUUCGAGUGGUCAUGAUCGAGAAGAUGGUCAGACCAGAAGAAGUUUUGAUCGUGGAGAAUGAUGAGGGAGAAAUCGUGAGAGAAUUUGUCAAGGAGAGUGAUACCAUUCAGCUGUACAAGACCACAAGAGAGUGUCUUGUGUACCUGACCCAUUUGGACGUCGUAGAUACCGAGAGUAUCAUGACGGACAAGCUCGCGAGACAAGUCGACGGUUCAGAGUGGUCAUGGGCCAACUGCAACACUUUGUGCUGGGCUAUCGGAUCCAUUUCCCUGGCUAUGAACGAAGAGACCGAGAAGCGAUUCCUGGUUACCGUCAUCAAGGAUCUCCUUGGCUUGACUGAGAUGAAGAGAGGUAAGGACAACAAGGCAGUGGUGGCCAGUAACAUCAUGUACAUUGUUGGUCAAUAUCCCCGGUUCCUGAAGGCACACUGGAAGUUCCUGAAGACCGUCGUCAAUAAGCUGUUUGAGUUCAUGCACGAGUCGCAUGAAGGCGUCCAGGACAUGGCUUGCGAUACUUUCAUCAAGAUUGCGAGACAAUGCAAGCGCCACUUCGUUGCAUUGCAGCCAGGAGAGAACGAGCCUUUUAUCGAAGAGAUUGUACGAACUAUGCGCAAGAUCACUUGCGAUCUCUCACCACAGCAAGUUCACACAUUCUACGAGGCUUGCGGAUACAUGAUUGCUGCACAACCUCAGAAGAAUGCGCAGGAGAGGCUCAUUCAUGAGCUGAUGUCAUACCCUAAUGCUGCCUGGGAUGCCAUCAUUUCACAAGCCACAUCAAAUCCCCAGAUUCUGCAGGAUCCGGAAACGAUCAAGGUCAUUGGCAAUGUCAUGAAGACCAAUGUAUCCGCAUGCAUGUCGAUUGGAAGCUAUUUCUACCCUCAAAUUGGGAGAAUUUACCAUGACAUGCUGUCCAUGUACCGAGCCACCAGCCAAAUGAUCUCCGACGCGGUCGCUCGUGAUGGUGAAAUCGCAACGAAGAUGCCGAGAGUCCGGGGCUUAAGAACGAUCAAGAAGGAGAUCUUGAAGCUCAUCGAGAUAUAUGUCGAGAAAGCUGAUGAUCUGGAGAUGGUCCGAACAAUUAUCGUACCAGCUCUCCUCGAUGCAGUCUUGGUCGACUACAAUCGGAAUGUACCCAACGCUCGAGACGCCGAAGUCCUGAAGGUCAUGUCGGCCAUCAUCACCAAGCUCGCUGCUCUCAUGGAAGAUCAAGUACCAAACAUCAUGGAAAAUGUUUUUGAGUGCACGCUGGAGAUGAUUAACAAGGACUUCUCUGAGUUCCCGGAGCACCGUGUCGAGUUUUUCACACUUCUUCGUGCUAUCAAUCUGAAAUGCUUCCCAGCUCUGCUCAAGCUCGACAACAGACAAUUCAAGUUCGUCAUCGAUUCUUGCAUGUGGGCUAGCAAGCACGACAAUCGCGAGGUCGAAUAUGCUGGUCUCAAUAUGUGUCUAGAGUUGAUCACCAACAUUGCCGAAACCGAUCCCGGAACCUCGAAUGCUUUCUUCCAGCAAUUUUUUGUUCCGGUCCUCCAAGAUGUCUUCUUCGUUCUCACUGACACAGAUCACAAGGCUGGUUUCAAGUCACAAUCGAGUUUACUGUCGCGCAUGUUUUUCUUCGUGCACCCAGCCGAUGGUACUGCACCCAAGAUUCAGGGGCCAGUCUACCAGCCAGAUCAGGCUCCUGCCGGAACUACAAACAAGGACUACUUGAGUGGUUUUGUUUCGAACUUGUUGCAAAAUGCUUUCCCUAACUUACAAGCUGGCCAGAUCAAAAUGUUUGUCGAGGGACUGUUCACUCUGAAUAAUCUCAAUGACAAGUUCAAGUUGAAUCUUCGAGAUUUUUUGAUCCAGUUGAAGGAGUUUGCAGGAGAUAAUGCUGAGCUUUUCGCGGAGGAGAAGGAGCAAUCAGAGAGGGAUGCCAAGGCGGCUGAGCGAGAACGUUUAUCGAAGGUUGGCGGCUUACUCAAGCCUGCUGAACUUGCGGAAGAUGAUGAUGAGCUAUGA